UCAAGUUGUCAAAAAUGUCAAAUUAAAAAAAAUCUGAAAACAGAACGAAAACUAGUCGAAUGUGCAUUUUUGCUGUUUUCUUAUUUGUGUAAUAUGGAGAAAAUUCUUAAUAUUUAGAAAACGUUUUAACGUCGUUUACCACAACUAUAGAAUGAGUGUAUAUUUUCUUGUUACAGUGUUUAAAAGUGUAUAACAAUGUACACACUAAAGGGUAUUUUUCCCGAACCGAAAAAAGAACAAAAAAAGAAUUUCAUCAAAGAAAAUAUGAGGCAGCUGAAGGUAAUACAGAAUAAACCAAAAGAAGACCUAACUCAGAACAGACCAUCUCAAAAUAUACGCAAACCUGCACACCCGGUAGCUUUGCCCAAAGUUAAAUCAUCAUCUUCAGGUAGAACCAGCAAACCUCUUUUGAAUGGGGACAAAAAGCAAAACGAAGUUAUAAGAAUAAAGAAAGGUGACAUGGCUGAGUUCUUGAAGCGUAAAGAAAUGCGUCGUUUGAACCAGGAGAUUAUUGAUGAAGGGGCCUCCUCAAACUCAUCAUCAGGACGACUCCGGGACAUCGGCUGCCAGACAAUAGAGUCUAAUCUCUCCGACAGAUUUUCCGAGAGCACAAAACUGACAACUUUAUUUUCUAAAGAGGACAGCGAUAAGGUUAAAGCGAGUGGAGAUUCAGGAAGGCAGAAGAGUCCAUCACCGCUGCACUCACCACUCAAACACGGUGAUGAAAUGUUUGAUGAGCAAAACAGGAGUAGAGUUACUGCUAUUUUAGAAAAGAAUAAUAAAGACCCAUACUUACCACCAGGUUAUCAAAAGGGAGUGCUACCGAAAUACCUUCGUGAAAAGAAGGAGAAGGCAAUAGAGUUGGAGGGUGUGAAGGUUGAUGAUGACGGUUUCUGCCCGCCGGGGCAUGUGACACUACCAGAUAGCGAGAGGAAGGAGACACUGAGGAUGCUGAGAAAUAGUUUUGCAGAACUAGUAAACGAACUAAACAAACUGCCAGUAAAAACUGACACAUUAAGAAUGAAAACUCGCAAGAUGGAGCUUGAAAAACAAUUAACAAAAUUAGAAGAAGGAAUCAAAGUGUUUUCCAGGCCCAAAGUAUUUGUGAAGAUUGGUGAAUAAAAUAAUUUUAUUGAGAGACUGUUUCACAAUGCCUAAUA
Aricia agestis (brown argus) is the source of this 1160-nucleotide messenger RNA. RefSeq lists its product as uncharacterized. Lineage: Eukaryota; Metazoa; Arthropoda; Insecta; Lepidoptera; Lycaenidae. The record is from RefSeq and is a predicted model, not a curated record. Bases 196 to 1122 code for a protein of 308 amino acids. The transcript is spliced from 4 exons. Gene Ontology annotation, cellular component: cytoplasmic microtubule.